GUCGCUCCUCGCCCAUGGCGAACCAGAUUGAUCUUCGCGUCGGGAGAGGCACCAAGCUGUUGCGAAGAGCAACCCGCAACAGACUGCACGCGGAUGCCAUUGCCGUGAGGGAUGCAGCCGUGCAUGCAUCUAUGCACAUGAACGAGAAGCUGCUGGUGCAUGGCACAAGCCGCCCCUCGAGGGUGCCUGCGGGUUUGGUUGGCUGCUGUUUCGACAAGACCCUGGACCGCACAAGAUGGGUGGUGAGCGCACAGCACACCUGCGGCAGAGAUGCAUGUGCACAAUACGAGCUGCACCACUGUAUCAGGCGCUCCCCAUCAGAUCAGCAGCACGCCAAGCCUCGACACCGGCCACUGAAAGCACUCGAAAGGCUGAUGGGCAUCGUCCCGGUACGAUGGGGGGUCUUUUGUCCAAGCGACUUCACGCCUUGUGGACACUGCACCAUCGCCCAGAGGGGUCGUGUCGAACUCGAAACGGCAGCAGCACCGUUGCUGGUCGUCGUCCCAGGAUCUACAGGGUCUUCUUUGCUGUGACCACUCUGCCAGGCUGGCCCAUGCCGGUGGUUUUGGUUUUGGUCGCCAGAAACAAGAUUAG
Messenger RNA from Microdochium trichocladiopsis, 594 nucleotides. RefSeq lists its product as uncharacterized. The coding region runs from base 15 to 533 and encodes 172 amino acids. Lineage: Eukaryota; Fungi; Ascomycota; Sordariomycetes; Xylariales; Microdochiaceae. The transcript has a single exon. The record is from RefSeq and is a predicted model, not a curated record.